GAGGAGAAAGCGCUUGUUGACUUCUUGUUACGAAUGAGUGCCAGUGGAUGCCCUAUCCGUAUCAAGUACAUACCUUCCCUCGCCUUCUGCAUCGCCCGCCGACGAGUAUCGAAUCGGCCCGCUGGGCCGCCGAAUAAGAACUGGCCUCAAGCCUUCCGCCGCCGUCAUCCAGAGAUCAAGUCGAGGAACAACAAAGCAAUGGCUUGA
Molecule: messenger RNA, 207 nt
Organism: Bipolaris maydis ATCC 48331
Lineage: Eukaryota; Fungi; Ascomycota; Dothideomycetes; Pleosporales; Pleosporaceae
Source: RefSeq, a predicted model, not a curated record